ACACCGUGUACAUAUCCAGCCCUCCCCGCACAGCCAGCCUCGCCGCGCUCGCUGCUGCACCGAUCCGCAUUCCUCCAAUCCCGAUGCUACUGGCGCCUCCGACGACGGGUACCGGCUUGCCCUCGACGAGAUAGUUGAGGAGCCUGCGCCUUUGAUGGCCUCGUACGCCCUCCCGCUGAAUAGUGGCAGCACCGCACACAGCCAUGGCCACUCGCCUUCACACAGUCGCCCAGUCAUAUCCGAGCGACCUCCCUCCUGGAUUGGACAGCUUAACGGCGGCGCCCUGAAGAAGAUGCCGUCAAAUACAAGCCUCCAUAGCCAUAGUCAUUCACAUUCGCACCUCGACCACCAAUUGAGCCAUGAUAUGGGCCCGAGCGACCACCAGCACUCUCACAGUCAUUCUACUCCCGUAGAUAAAGUCUUAGCACUCAACCCCUUCACGAAAGGGCGCCCUCGAGGGGAGUCUGAUCUUGGGCGGGCCCCGCCACGUAUAAGCAACACCUCGAAAGGGUAUGCCUUCGACACAAUAGAAGAGGCACCAGUGCCGACAGGGACUUUAUGGCCCACACCAGAAGAACUGCUGACCGCACUCCUCAUUCCUCUCCCAUACCUAUUCGCCUCAAUAGCGUACCCUGCGGCCGUGGCAGUGCCUCCUACUCCUUUUCCAGCGCCUAAAAACUUCCCGGGCGAGCCCGAACUAGCAGACACUACGUCACUAGGGGCAAAACUGGGGUCGAACCUGUCUCCAUUCGUUCUCGCAUGCACCUUAUCCUCGACAACAUUGAUACUAGUCGGCAUAGUGUCCAAGUUGCGUUCUCUAGGGGAACCUCUGGAUCGUCGAAAGGGCUCCUUGGGUGGUUCUAAUGAUUCAGGGAAGAAGCAAGACUACUUUUGGAGUACUGCAGGGCUUCGUCGACUGGGUGGCAGGAUAUUCAGUGUCCUCUUGCCGUUUUACGGAGCAAUGCAUCUAGGAGGUGCAAGGGCUGCUAUCGUACUGCUGACAGUCGCUGCAACUGGAAUUGGCAGUUUUGAUACGCGCCCAGUGAAGCAUUCGUUUCUGGACAGCUGGAAAAGGACAUUUCGGACUAGGAAAGCUACGUGCGGAGUCCUGCUACUAGGACUACUAGCAGAUUUCCUAGAUGCUUCAGCAAGCUCCAGCACGUUGAUAUUAGGUCACCUAGCCCUCGUAUUGUCCAUCUUGACAAUUCCUCCUCCAUUCCCGACCACAGGCUGGUCCUUGCUCACGAAAUUCAAAGGAGCACCUACUUCAUCGACAUCUGGUGCAGGUGCUCCGUCUAUUCCACGGCUCUCUCUGGCAAAGCCAGUUUCGCCUUUAGUUUCAUCACCGGAAGAUACUCAUCUUACUUUGCUUGCAGGUUUAAUUCUAAGCGGCAUCACCAUGAUCUCUGCGAUUGCCUUAUCUGCUGCUCCGUCAAUUUCAUUUCCUGCAAUUACAUUUUCGACCCUUUCUGUAGCCUCAGCAACGGGUCUCGUUUUCUUUUCGGUUCCAUCUUCUUUACGGACACAACGGAAGCCCGGCGUGGCACUUGGCUGUAUCUUGAUAGCAGCUUUUGGUUAUCUGCAAAGUUCGGGCAUUUGGAGAAGAUCUCCAUAUAUUGCCGCUUUCUGUACUUUAUGUUAUGCGGCUGUUACAUUUGACACAACAGCCUCCGUUAUCCCACACGAUGCGGGCCAUCACGAUCACGAUCAUAAGCAUCAACACAAUCAUCCUCUGCAUGGAAACCACUCGAGAAUAACCGGCAUUCUCCUCAGAAAGUGCACUCCGGGGUCUAUCCUACGUAGUAUUCUCAUGGAAAGAGACUCUCGUAGGAUUGCCUAUUUUGCAGUGCUCAAUCUUGGUUUCAUGCUUGUACAAUUCUUCUACGGUUUCGUCAGCGGUUCGUUAGGUCUCCUAACCGACAGCAUACACAUGCUGUUCGAUUGUGCAGGUCUAGCUGUUGGUCUGGCCGCCGCUGUCAUGAGCAAAUGGCGGCCGAGUGUCCGCUUUCCCUAUGGCUUUGGCAAGAUCGACACCAUCUCUGGGUUCGCUAACGGCAUAUUCCUCAUGCUUGUGAGCGUAGAAAUCGUGUUCGAUGCUUUCGAGAGACUUUGGGAAGGAUCUGAGCUCCAUCGUCUGGACGAGCUGCUGGUCGUCAGCGUGCUUGGCUUCUUGGUCAACCUGGUUGGCCUAACAGCGUUUGGACACGCUCACCACGGCCACGAUCACGGAGGCCACGAUCACGGCGGCCAUGGCCAUUCCCAUGACAACGAGAACAUGCAAGGCAUAUUCCUUCACAUUAUGGCCGACGCCUUGGGCUCCGUCGCCGUCAUAAUCUCGACUCUCCUGACCAAGUACUACGGAUGGUCAGGCUGGGACCCCAUUGCGUCCUGCGCCAUCGCCGUCCUCAUUUUCCUCUCGGCAAUGCCUCUUGUCAAGAGCUCCGGCCUGCGUCUCCUGCUCUCACUUUCCGCGGACGUAGAGUAUGGCAUCCGUAACACGCUCCAAGAGCUCAGCUCCCUCCGAGGCGUAGUCGGCUACACAGUCCCCCGAUUCUGGCUCGAAGACGCUGGCGCCGCACACGCCGAAGCGCAUGCGCACGACCACAAGCAUGACCACGAUCAUGACCAUUCGCACGAUCACUCGCACGAAGAGCCUGCUCCUACGCAUACUCACGGAGACGAUUGCGACCAUGGCCACUCUCAUGAGUCGCCGCACGAGCACGAUCACGGGCACGAUCAUUCCCACGACGACCACGCCCAUGCGCAUCCCCCGGCCCAACCGAAGAUCCUAGGCGUGAUUCACAUCAUCACUUCCCGUAUCGCCGAUCCUGAGGACGUCCGUGAGCGCACGGUGCAAUUCCUCAAGGGGCGCGGCAUGGACGUCGUUGUGCAUGUUGAGCGUGAGGGUGACGGGAGGUGCUGGUGUGGUGGCGGGAGUAAGGUCGGCUGAGCUGAGUGAGGUAAUCCGCCGGAUAGUCCGGCUCCAAGUUGAACGGGCGAUGUUGGAUGUCAAAAGCUCGGCGAACUGGAGGAGAGAGCUCGGGUUCGGAACGAGCGGGGGAGACUCGGGAGGCCUUCAUUCGGAUUUGCUUAUCGAUCAGGCAGAUUCGCGGCUUCGAUCGGAUCUUUCAUAUGGGU
This is a messenger RNA of Mytilinidion resinicola, 3138 nucleotides long. RefSeq names its product cation efflux protein. Gene Ontology annotation, biological process: intracellular zinc ion homeostasis; zinc ion transport; transmembrane transport. The record is from RefSeq and is a predicted model, not a curated record. NCBI's taxonomy places the organism in Eukaryota, Fungi, Ascomycota, Dothideomycetes, Mytilinidiales, Mytilinidiaceae. Gene Ontology annotation, molecular function: zinc ion transmembrane transporter activity. Gene Ontology annotation, cellular component: membrane; Golgi apparatus. The transcript has 4 exons. The coding region runs from base 155 to 2950 and encodes 931 amino acids.